CAUACGACAUUUAUCCCUAUACAUGUAACUGAAAAAGCUGUUUAUUCGAGGAUACAAACCUGCAUUAAACGCUACAUAAAAAAGUAGAACUUUAUAUAAUUCUGAAACAUUUCCCCACAUUAUAAAACUGUUUUAUUUGCUUGUUAACACAGAGGUCAGAAGUCAACUGCUAUGUAAACAAACAUGUCUGUCUAAUAUAAGUUAUCAUUACUAUUGUAAAUAUUGUAUAUUUUACAUUUUGCACAGACUGAAAGUCGGCUGUGUUUUUUCUGUAUUUCCCGUAAUACUUAUAUACAUAAUACAUUAUAUUAUGACGUCACAAUCAUCUUUUAGCGUAAAUUUAUAUGAUUUGGCGCUUUUGUUUAAAAAACAACAACAUACAUGUGUACCUAAACAUGAAUCAAUGAAACCAGUUGAGUUAUCUUCAGCUUCGGCGUUCUGAAUUUUCUUACACGAUUAUGUGAGUGGAUAUUUACUUAUAUAUAUACAUGUAGGUAAGUUGUGAAUAGGCAUGACGAAUUAUUUCUCUGUAAGAAGUGUGUAAACAAUUUAAACCCACUAAGACUAAAUAUCAUUAAACAGACUACAUGAAAAGACACGAGAUUAAUCAUACGAGAUCACGUGGUGCAUUAAAUCGACAUAUUUCCUAAACGUAAACAAUUUGAAAAGCAUUGUGUCAGUUGAAAACAAAGGGUUCAUGAAAUACGUUAUCAAAUGGCCCAACCUUAUUUUGGGACACUCACACUCGCUAAGUAUUAUACUAUCUGCGGGAUCCCCCCAGUUUAUUCCAUAUCUACGACACUUAUCCCUAUACAUACAACGGAAAAAUAUUGCCUUUCAUAUUCUAAAACUGCUUUUAAAACAUUGGAAUCAGCAAAAUUUUACUGUGAAGAACCUGAUUUAUACAAAUGGGCAUACGAAGAGGGCCUAUAAUUGUAUGCACAAGAUCAUGAAUACUCCACCAUUUAAACGCAAGUUUGCGGACAGUUCACCUACGAAGGUGAGACAACUUCUUGAACAGGUGCAGAAGGAUGUAAAUGGGACAAACCAAGAGCAAGGGAAGCCAUUCUGUUUCAAGACAUUUCAUUUUUUCUCGGCCUUGUUGCCAUGCCUCACACAGGUCAGCGAAGAGUUCAAGCACUUCUACAACUUGAAUAUCCUUGACCUGGAUGUAAAGGAUGACCUACAGAAAGCCAAAGUCAUCAAUUGGUGUAGAACAGCCAAGACCUUAUAUCCAUUGAGAACCAGAGGGGACGGGAACUGCCUUCUACACGCAGUGUCCCUGUUUCUAUGGGGGAUAGAGGACAAUGAUUUAUUGCUGCGCCGGCUUCUGUACCUUAGCCUGGUGAAUGAUACAAACAGGAAGUUCCACAAGAGAUGGGUCCUGCAGCAGAGAAAUAUGGCCUUGGAAAGACCAAGCGACUUCAACCCAGACAUGAAUUCAAAAGAUAUGGAUGCUGAAUGGGAAAAUGUCCUAAAAGCUGCAGAAGACCGCCCAUUGGACUCGAAUGGGGCAAUGAGCUUCUAUCCAUUGGAAGGAAUUCACUUAUAUGUUCUAGCUAACAUCUUAAAGAGACCAUUGAUAGUUUUAUCUGAAAGGAGUGCUCGCACUGUUUAUGGACAGAGCAUGCAGAAGGACAGCAUAGGUGGAAUCUAUCUUCCUUUGGAAUGGAAACCGUCAGACACCUGCAAGUCCCCAAUAACAAUCGCAUACAGCAUGAACCACUUUGCUCCUCUUCUUCCUCAGAAGAUGGUGCACGAUGGAAGAGCGACAGAUUCAGAGUAUGUCAUUCCAUUAGUAUAUCACGACUUUGAACCUGUUGUGCUUAAAUUUUUGCUCUAUUCUGAGGAAAGCGUGGGUCACGAAAUGAUCAAUGGAUAUUUAGAUACCAAGAACAUUCCAAUGACUACUGCAGACUCCAUUCUUCAAAUUCCUGUGGCAAAAGCUAAUUAUCAUAUUAACAAGCCAGCUUUUGAUAUUGUGCAGAGUCAUUUUGAAGAGUGUCAGCAAAUAUAUCAAAUGUGGAUUUUAGAAAAACAGGCUCAUGCUGGUCAACCUCAAGAUAACCUGUAUAUGAACAAUGAGGCACUGAGAGUAACUAGUCAAAACUCCUCACCUCAGCCAUAUAGCAGCCCUCGUUACCAGUCGGCCAAAUGUCAGACUCCAGGAUGCGAUCUUUAUGGCUCCCCAGCUUAUGGUGGGAAGUGCUCGGAGUGCUUCAAGAAAUACACUGUAGAAUAUAAUAAACAAGAAAGAGAAAAUCGCAAUCAGGUGCUGGAACCAUCGGCACCACUGGCAUCAAUGCCCUAUCUUCCCAGUGGAAAUUACUGUCAACUGUCCAUAAUGGAUGAAAAUUGCCAGAACUUUGCCAAGUGUGGAAACAAGACCUCGGUGAAUACGUACCCAGUCUGCUAUGAGUGUCGGUCGAAUGAUACGCCGUUAACUCAUUCAGUCAGUCAGGAAAUAAGUUCUUCUCCACCCAGGGCUGUGGGAAACGAACCUGUGGAUGAAAGUAAGCUAUUUGGAGAGGGAGAUUUGCCGAGACCUCUGAAUUUUAAUGUGAUAGAAACAAGUAGACCUGGUCCAAGUUCUGCACGCACAGAACAGUGCCUGUCACCAAGCUGCGAGAACCCUGGACAUACCAACUACAAUAACUUUUGCAAAGAGUGUUUUUCUAAACACCAACGUCAAAGAACUGGUCUGUCCACUAUCGGUCAGGAAGGUCCUUCUUCCCAGACAUACCUAUUGAACUUCUCCAGUGGAGAUCCCAGUGGAGGAACCCCCUCUCCUGGGGACUCAGAUAUUCAUGACUUUGAAAUGGUAGGGAAUAGACUUAGUUAUGAGCAAAUUCAGCAACUACAGCAUGCAGGAACAUGCAAAUUUGAAUCAUGCCAAGAAUUUGGACAUGUUCAUUUCAAUGGAUAUUGUGAAAAUUGCUUCCAUAAGACAAAGGCCACUCACUCCACCCCAGCAUCAACAAAUAUUUCCAAAAUUCUGUGUUCUAUACCAGGAUGCAGAGAAGAGAGGAUUAAAAAUGACUUUGGACUAUGUUUGCAGUGUUUCCUUAAGAAUAAACCUUCCUGCGCUGAGGUUAGCAAAGAACCCAUACCUCCACCAGACAACAGCACCUUAGAAUCCAAAACGCCUUUAGAUACCAGUGAAAUUCCUCAGCCAUGCAUUGUCACCAGCUCCAAAGACAAAGUGCAGUGUGUAUCUCCUAUGUGUGGUGCACUCAUCUACCCUCCCAAACAGCUGUGUGACCGCUGUAUGGGCAUUCUUCAGAGAGAGCAUGCAGAGAACAACAGGUCAAGGUCAUUGGAGGUCAACCGACACAGGCCAGCAAGGCAAGGGAAUGCAUACUCCCCCUCACGCCACAAAUGUCUGACUGAAAAAUGUGAUUACUAUGGAGACAAAAAAUUCCACGGUUACUGCUCUAACUGUUACCAAGUCGCAAUGUCGACAGCUCCAAUGCGGAACAUACAGCCAGUGGUAGUGACACGACAGAACAACACAGCCCCACAUCUACGCCCGGGGUUGAACUGUUUGGAGCCAGGUUGCGAUAAAUUUGGAGACCCUUCCAUGAGCUACCGCUGCACUGAACACUACAGACAGGCCAUCCAGACAGCCCCUCCCCCACGCUCCUCCCCUUACCGUCUGCCUUCAGAGGUCGAACAAUACAAUGUAGCAGAAAAAGACCGCAUUGCAACAGUACACACUCAAAUGCCCACGUCCCUAACACCCCAGCAGUAUAAUAUACCCGUCACAUCCACCGGGGCUUCAGGAACGGGCAGGUCUCAAUAUAUUCAAGCCAUGCAGAAAGUAGAGGGGUCCAGAAAGGGGAAGAAAUGUAAAACUCCGUCAUGUAACAAUUAUGGCAACUCUAGUAAACGGGGUUAUUGUAAUGCAUGUUUUAUCGACAGGACUGUAAGGAGGGAACCCAGACACAAUGAACACGGGGAGUAUUCUUGUUGUUAAUGAAACUGUCAAAUAGUCAGAAAUAAAUCUCAUUUAUCAAUCAUAUCAAGUUUUUAAAGACCCCCCCCCCCCCCCCCCCCCCCAUCCAACUAGAAUGUCAUUCUUAAAUAUUGAUUAUUUAAUUUCUAUAGCUGAUGUAUUUUCUUUCUCAUUUCAUAUAUUCUCCAAAGUUUCAGGGGAGAUUGCAUGUAUUCCAAAAGUGAUAGAAUUUGUAAUGUGAGUUUUGUAGUCAGAAUACCAAUGAUGGAAGAAUAUAGAAUCUAUGAUCUGGGCAGAGCUAUUGUACAUGUACAUCACGUGCCUACUGAAUGUGUGAGAAAUGUACAGGACACACGUGUGAACUGAGCUUUGAACACUAAGAAUAUUAUCAUGUGAUGUGUGACACAUUGUAAAGAACAUUUCUGGUAAAUGUUGUGUAUCCAAUUUUCUGGAAUCUACUAAAAGGAAGCUGAAUUUUUAUGACGGUUUCAAAAUUGCAAGUCAUGAUUACGAAUAUUGCAUGAAGUUAUUCCUGGAUUCCAAUGGAAUUAUUGUAUAUUUAUAUGUCCAUUUAUAAGUGUGUAGAAUUGUGUAGGUGAUGAAUAUUAUAGUGAGGUGCGUUUGUAUAUUCAUGUGUUGAAUAUGAAAUUGAUCAGACAAUCAUAAGAUAACAUUGAGUUUUCAUAUUGAACUUGUGACUUUAAAGGAGUGUGUACUUUUCUCAUUUUUUUUUCAUUAAACCUAUUUAAUGACUUAAUACAAUGUCUUUGGCAUGCUAUCUUUAAAUGUAUCCUCCAUUUGACAAUAUUUAAAGGGGCAUUAGCAGUGAAAGUGAUGACAACUAUUUUAUUUUUUCUCAAAAUCUCUCAAUGGCAUAGGAAUAUGUAUAUUAAUGACUAAUAAAAAUAUUUAUUUCGUACAAAAAUGAGAGAAACCUAAUAAAACUACUUUAAGUAAUUGCUUUUAGUCGUGUUAGUGUAAAGAAAUGUAUAAGGAAGAAUUAUUAGCUUGCAAGACAAUAAUUAUUUAAGCACCAAAAUUACAUAUUCAUGUGCCUGAGUGUUUGAAAUAAUUGAAUACUGGUGUUAUUAUAUAAUAUAGAGCAACUUCCAUUAAAUUCAAUUUUUGGUGACAAAAUGAGAGCUAAUGCCCCUUUAAAUCUUGGAUUGUUGAUUAUUUUUUUUCACUUUUUAUCAGAGUGAGUGGGUAAAAUGCUGGUUUCGUUCGUUUAUUUAAAUCUUUUUUCUGAAAUAGCGGCAAAUUUGGGGGGAGGGGGUCAUUUCGGUACUAUUUCUUACACUGCUUUUGAUUUACACUUUGGAAUUAUUAUAUCUGUGAUAAUUUUAAAAGUAUUUGUAUUGUAAUGUCUAAAUGGAUAAAAACAGAAUUGAAAAAUUUUAAA
This is a messenger RNA of Ostrea edulis (European flat oyster), 5357 nucleotides long. RefSeq names its product tumor necrosis factor alpha-induced protein 3-like. Lineage: Eukaryota; Metazoa; Mollusca; Bivalvia; Ostreida; Ostreidae. Gene Ontology annotation, molecular function: DNA binding; zinc ion binding. The transcript is spliced from 8 exons. The coding region runs from base 698 to 3976 and encodes 1092 amino acids. The record is from RefSeq and is a predicted model, not a curated record.